Messenger RNA from Aureobasidium subglaciale EXF-2481, 1698 nucleotides. RefSeq lists its product as uncharacterized. Bases 1 to 1698 code for a protein of 565 amino acids. The record is from RefSeq and is a predicted model, not a curated record. Gene Ontology annotation, molecular function: catalytic activity. NCBI's taxonomy places the organism in Eukaryota, Fungi, Ascomycota, Dothideomycetes, Dothideales, Saccotheciaceae. The transcript has 3 exons.
AUGGCAGCACACGAAAUCAGACCCGAUGUCUAUGGUCCAGGUACUUUCGCAGACGUCGACUUCACGCCUCUGCCAACCGAAGCUGCUCGUCUGUUACGCCAUUUAGCGCAGAUUACGCCUGGCUUCACGGCCAGUGCAGCUGCUCUUGAGAACGUUGAAUUCAGCGGUAGGGACCUGCCUAUCAUUCCUGGCCCCCUAAAGUCUCAAGCUUUCACUGCCGCCUUGCAGGCUAUGAUAGGCAUCGUUGGCAAAGAGCUCAAUGAGCUUAGAGGCAUUGCUGUCGGCAAGAUCUAUAUUGACGUAGACAAGUGUGGCUUGUAUCCUGCCACGCCGGCACUUGUCAGUAUUGGCAAAAUGGAUAUUGCAGAAAUACAAAAGACGGGUACCUUGGCCAAGGUCGGAACUGAUGUCGACCACGGUGUAGUCAACAAGACACCUUUAUACGUCCGCUCGUGGGCGAUAUACCCGACCAAAGAUCCUGUCGUCUGGUAUCAGAUCAUGAGCAGCUUGGACACCCCUGGCUUCCUCGAAUCUUACGGUAUCGAUGCUAGCAUGGAUGUAUCAUCCAAGGACGAAGCAUACGAGGUUCUCAAAAAGACAUUCUCCAAAUACUCCGCCGCCGAGCUUGACCUCAAGAACAUGGAGGAUGGCUUCUGUGGACAGACUUGCUAUACUCCUGAGCAAUGGAGAAAGACCCUCAUGGGUAAGACACUGGCAAGACAGCCCCUCGUGAACAUACGUAGAAUCAACGACGGCCAUGGUCCAGUACCACUCAAAGGCUCCGAGGACAAGAGACCUCUCGCCGGGGUCAAAAUUAUCGAGCUAGCAAGAGUUAUCGCUGCUCCGGCGACAUGCGCUGCACUUGCAUCUCUGGGUGCGGAAAUCAUCAAGGUGCAGAGUCCGAACAUUCCGGAUCUUCAGCCUUUGAGCUUGACACUCACAGCCGGCAAGAAGAUCUAUGCACUGGACCUCACAAAGCAAGCCGACAAGGAUAAGCUGCACAAUUUAAUUGACGGCGCAGAUGUCGUUGUUCAAGCAUUCCGUCUUGGCUCCAUGAAGCGCAAGGGCUUCGGCCUCGAAGGCAUUCUCGACAUCAUCAAGCAGCGCAACAAGGGAAUAGUAUAUCUCGAUCUCAACUGCUACGGUCCAGAUGGCUACUACGCCGAAAGACCCGGUUUCCAGCAGAUUGCCGAUGCAGCCUCUGGAUGUUCUUACGUCAUGGGAAAAGCAUAUGGAUUCGACGAGGGCGUUGGUGUCUUGCCUCCUCUCCCAAUCGCAGACAUGCUCUCCGGCGCCCUCGCAGUCAUCGAUGUGAUGCUGGCGCUCCGAGACCGCGCAAAACAUGGUGGCUCCUACCACGCCAACGUAGCACUCACAGCCGUCGAUGCCAUUCAGCUCAGCAAAGUCUUUGGCCUGUACUCUCCCGAGAUCGUCCGAAAGAUCCAAGACACAUACAACUUCGCACCCAUGACGCCAGAUCUCCAUGUUGAAGAGCUUCUGUACGUCUUGGGCGACGCUUGGAGUAAACACGGUAUCCUGAAGCCCGAAUACAUGGCCAGUUUCACCACUCAGUGGGGUGAGAAUCAUGCGAUUCUCUCGCCAAUCGUCAAGUAUGACGACAGUGCCGCUGAGCCAAAAUGGAGUCACGGUCCUGUACCUUACUGCAGUAGUGGCACCGAGCCAGCUUGGUCAUCUUGA